Phalaenopsis equestris is the source of this 1124-nucleotide messenger RNA. Its product is annotated as ACT domain-containing protein ACR12-like. Bases 68 to 958 code for a protein of 296 amino acids. Lineage: Eukaryota; Viridiplantae; Streptophyta; Magnoliopsida; Asparagales; Orchidaceae. The transcript has 10 exons. Gene Ontology annotation, cellular component: chloroplast stroma; chloroplast thylakoid membrane. The record is from RefSeq and is a predicted model, not a curated record.
CUGAGAAAACGUGCUACUGCCUUCCUCUUCUCGUCGCAUCAACGUGGGAAGGCUUCCAUCUUUGCUGAUGCCUCUUACAGUCGAAUUCGCCUUUCGCUCCAUAGCUUCCUCCAUGGUUGCAUUACCCCAAUCUAGGGUUUUUGGCAUAGGUCUCCCCUGUGCUCAGUUGGCCCCCCACUUUGGGAUCGUCAAGUCUUCGCUGAUCUCCCGUGGAUUUGCUACCUCUAAGUGGGGGUUCUCCGAGAACAUCAGGGGGAGUAGUGUCUUUUCUGUCAAUUCAGCUGAUAUCUUGGGAUCUUCAUCAUUGACAUCUGACAGGGAUGGGUAUACUGUUCCAAUCCCUAUAGUCAUGAUUGAUCAAGAUUCUGAUCCUGAUGCUACAAUUGUAGAAAUUAGUUUUGGAGAUCGUCUUGGUGCUCUAAUUGAUACGAUGAAGGCAAUUAAAGAUCUGGGUUUGGAUGUGACAAAAGGAAGAGUUACUACCGAGGCCGGCGUCCUAAAAACAAUUUUUUUUAUUACAAAAAUGGGCCGAAAAAUUGAGGAUCCAUCUAUGUUAGAAAGAAUUCGACUUACCAUUAUAAACAAUCUAUUGAAAUAUCAUCCGGAAUCUAGCGAGAGGUUAGCUUUGGGAGAGGCUUUUGGCAUAAAAGCUCCACAAGAGAAGCUUGACAUUGAUGUUGCAACCCACAUACAUGUUCAGAAUGAUGGACCCAAACGAAGCCUGUUAUAUAUAGAGACUGCUGAUCGGCCUGGACUGCUGCUGGAAAUCAUCAAAAUGAUGGCAGACAUCAAUGUCAAUGUAGAAUCAGCAGAGAUUGAUACCGAGGGCCUUGUUGCCAAAGACAAAUUUUAUGUCAGUUACAGAGGUGCUGCCCUGGGUGGUCCCUUAUCUCAGGUUCUGGUGAAUUCGCUGCGCUAUUACCUUCGUAGGCCUGAAACAGAAGAAGAUAGCUAUUAAGCGGACAUGAAAUUUAUGCCUGCAGUUCUAGCAAUUUGCUGCUGUGAAAUUGGUUUAUAUCCACUACUUCUCAUGUUUAAACUUUCUGCCCCAUAAAUCCAGACUAUUCUGUUGUCUAUAAAAAUUAUUUAUAAUAUUAUUAUCAAGGAUUUCCAUUUUAUAUUAA